AUGAGAAUCACCCGAAAAAGAUUGUGCUAUAGCAUAGUCUUCCUGUACUGUGUCUUCUCUUUCUAUGCUGCCUACAAUGUAUUCUUCAAAUCGCUGCACAUGUCCCGGGUUCAUAGAGUGGUGAGCAAGAAGGAGAACAGCAGAGGUAUGUGCAAUCUUUCGCAUGAGCAGUGGAAUCCUUGGGAAGAAAGUGAAAAGAGCAACAACAAAGCUCCCAAUGUGCAGAAAGCAAAAGAUAAAUGGAAAAGCUUAUUAAACCAUGGAUCCCAACAAAAACCUGCUAAGCUCCAAGUACAGAUAUGGAGCAAGGCUGCUAUCGGACAUUACUUGUGGCAGCAUGUUUUCGAAGGACCACUUGAACCCACUGAUAUUAAUGCUCAGUGGAGGGAAGGAAAACUAAGGACAGGAACAACGGAAUUCAGCUUUAUCACUGGGUCUGCAGUUGCUCCGGGAUAUUUCUCAGUGGAAAUGGUGAAUGUUGUUCUUGUUCUGAAUGGCAGAGAGGAAGUGAAGAUUUCUUUCGCUGUUCAGUGGCUGCAGUACGUACAGACAUUGGUUGAAAACCACAAGCUCCACCAUGUAGCUGUUGUUAUGCUAGGAAAUGAACAGUGCAAUAAUGACUGGAUCCUUCCAUAUUUGAAGAAGAAUGGAGGGUUUGUGGAAAUAUUAUUUAUUGUCUAUGACAGCACUUGGAUUAAUGAAGAGAGUAUUUUUCAGUGGCCACUAGGAAUUGCUACGUAUCGAAAUUUUCCAGUUGUUGAUCCAACCUGGUCAUUGGUGCAUGAUUCACGGCCAUACUUGUGCAACUUCCUGGGAACUGUAUACAGCAACUCAUCCAGGGAGGUUCUUAUGGAGGUUAUAAAGAAAGAAGGACUUGAGCAGCUUUGUUGGAUCUCGCCCAGAAAUCAGUGGCAGCCACAGGAGACAAAUGAAAGUUUUAAAAGUUACAAUGAUGCACUGCUACAAAGUGACCUUACACUAAGCCCAGUAGGAAUAAACACAGAGUGCUAUAGAAUUUAUGAGGCUUGCUCUUAUGGCUCUGUUCCUGUAGUAGAAGAUGUGAUGACACCCGGGAAUUGUGGAAACUCUUCGGUGUACAACAGUGCUCCUUUGCGGUUACUGAAGUUAUCUGGAGCACCUUUUAUUUUCGUAAAGUCUUGGAAAGAGCUUCCCAGUAUUAUAUAUAGAGAAAAGAAUAUGAGUUUACAAGAGAAAAUCCAGAGGAGGAAACAAAUUCUAGAAUGGUACAGACAAUUUAAAUUAAAACUGCAGCGGAAGUUUAUUGAAACUCUUGAGAAGACUUUUCUGCAUAGUGAUACGUGA
This is a messenger RNA of Staurois parvus, 1323 nucleotides long. Lineage: Eukaryota; Metazoa; Chordata; Amphibia; Anura; Ranidae. The record is from the annotation of a GenBank genome assembly.